Messenger RNA from Aureobasidium vineae, 1209 nucleotides. The record is from the annotation of a GenBank genome assembly. Lineage: Eukaryota; Fungi; Ascomycota; Dothideomycetes; Dothideales; Saccotheciaceae.
AUGAAUUCGCAACAUGCAGAACAACUCUCGAAUGCAUCCGUGCCAUCGUCAGAGUAUCACGAACAGGCACCUCCACUGCCAGCUCGUACUGUCAACACCUCAAAUGCUUUGCAAGCAAAACUAUCAUACCCAGUACCACCUCGACGAUUGAGUAGUGCCAGAUCAUCAAAUGAGGAUAUCUCAUCACCAGUGCAUUACACUCGAGAUCCACAUCGCCUCGUUGCUUACUUGAUCCCGUUCCCGAAACCAAAACUCCAUGGCAUCUCGCCAGACGCUAUUCCAACCAGAUUUCUGAUCUAUACUCCCNCGCCUCCUCCUCUGAAGGCGCCUGCAGAAGGAGAGAAGGAAGCCAAGGUUCACAAACUGCAACGCAAAUGGCAAGAAGAAGUGCGCUCGGCAAAGACGUCAACUGCUAAGACUGCGAGCUGGAAAGGUGUCAAAGGCAAAGCUACGAAAGCAAUCGACACAGCAAUGGGUUGGACAAAGAGCUCUAACCUCGAAUUCAUCAACAGAAUCAACGUUGACGGCGAGAAGGGAUCUGAAGCGCACGCACGGGACGAGAAUACUGAGAGAGUGACUCACCGUACAGUCGGUCUCGAGGAAAUGUGUCUUAUCUAUCCCAUCAGCGUCAAGAGCAGUCCAGAUCAGCUCAAGGUGGAGUUUGUCGAAUCAAUGAUGCGAAGCAAGAGCAAGGCCCAGAGAGACUCGAUCAUCGCCACUGGAUUGUUGCCUGUAUCUGCCGCGAUCGACAUCAUGCUUACACUGAUAUGGCCGUUCGGAGGACUGUUGGAGAUUGACGCAGUCUGGGCCGCUGCUUCGAUCAGAGGCGCGAAAAUUUCUCGAAACGUGACCAAAAGACUCCACUCUACUUCCACGAGCGGCAAUCAUGAUGAAGACACUUUGAGACUUUCGUUCCAUCCUUCAUCCCGUCUCGAAGUACUGGACAAAUAUCUGGAGGCGAGAUGCCACGAGAAGGACGCAAAAAUCUUUCCAUCUUUCGGUUGUGUGCCGACAGAGACAGAGUGUCUCCAGGCAAUAGGAUGGGCUCCCAGUCAGACCGAUGGAGAGACAAGAAAUUGGGAAGAUGAGUACUGGGAAACUGCAGAGGUAAAGGAGGACCUCAAGACUGUUUUGACCAAAGCAGCACACGAGUGGGACAGGUGGUGCAGAGCCUAUGAGAAGAAUCCCGAGAAAGCAGUGAAGAAGUAA